Messenger RNA from Polypterus senegalus (gray bichir), 474 nucleotides. Its product is annotated as nanos homolog 2-like. Gene Ontology annotation, cellular component: perinuclear region of cytoplasm. The transcript has a single exon. The coding region runs from base 1 to 474 and encodes 157 amino acids. Lineage: Eukaryota; Metazoa; Chordata; Cladistia; Polypteriformes; Polypteridae. Gene Ontology annotation, molecular function: mRNA binding; zinc ion binding. Gene Ontology annotation, biological process: oogenesis; negative regulation of translation. The record is from RefSeq and is a predicted model, not a curated record.
AUGAACAGAAGCUGCCAAGACAACUUUAGUGGUGAACCGUCACACUAUAAUAUGGACUUUAAUAUGUGGCAUGACUACUUCAAGCUAAGCAACCUCCUCCAGCCCCAACAGCCACACAAUCCAGACACUUCAGCAAGCAGCACAGGUAGCCUGAAUCUUUCAACUUUAGACCACAGAAGUUCAAGCACCAUCAACGAUGCUAAUACAGCGACUGAUGCUGUCGGUGGCACCACCAGCACGUCACAGCUUGAACAGACAGAGUGCCGAUUCUGCAAGCAAAACGGAGAGACGAUGGAAAUCUACAUGUCCCAUAGGCUAAAGGGAGACGAUGGUGUGGUGCUGUGCCCAAUCCUCCGGAGAUAUGUGUGCCCUUUCUGCAAAGCCACAGGAGAUCGGGCCCACACACGCAACUACUGUCCUUACAAAAAAUGGAAGAGUCCGAAGUCUUCUGGCAAAAAUAAGUGUGCAUUUUGA